CUUUUAAUCAGACAAUCCAUCUUGAAAUGACCAACAAACCGCCUUGUGUCGUCUGCAAGACACCCGCAGCUACUCGUUGCUCCUGCUGUAGAAUAGCACAUUAUUGCUCUCCCCGAUGCCAGCGUAAAGAUUGGCCUUCGCAUAAGAUUGCAUGCACACCUGCGGCGUCACAGCCUUCCGCUAGUGGAACAGUGUCAAACACAAUUCAUGACUCACAUUCGGUAGAUCCCAAAGUAACUUCAGUACCAACAGGUCCAUCAAGACCAUUGGAAUCAUCUGGAUCAGCAGGGCCAUCAGGAUCAACAGAAUCAUCAGGAUCACCAGGAUCAUUACGGAAUCAUAAAGCGCCCCCACAGGAGUUGAGUACAACACUGAAGUUCGUGUAUCAGCCUGCUCCAGAUGGUGUGGAUGAAAACUUGGUUAUUUUUUUUCAUGGACUGGGUGACAAGAUCAAGCCGAAUUUUGUAAAGUUGGCUCAAAGUCUACAGUUGCCGCAAACUGCAACAUGCUGCAUCCAGGCACCUACCCCGGUUCCAUACUUGGAAGAGGAAGGAUGGCAAUGGUUUCCAUCGUUUAAUGUCUUGACAGGAGAACUUCUUGGACCAGAUAGUCCCGAGAGAAUGCUUCAAGUGCAGCAGACUGUAAGACCACAGCUGGUCAAGUUUAUACAGCAUUGUAUUGAUCACUCUGGAUAUAGUCCUUCCAAAAUAACACUCUUUGGAUUCUCACAAGGAGGAGAAAUUGCGCUAGAUUUGGCGGCUUUUGGUGGCUUCAAUCUACGGGCAGUGAUAAGCAUUGCGGGAUAUUUGAUGGAAGAAUCCCAAAAUGCUGUUCCAGCCACCAAAUUAAGUACAAAGGUUCUGAUUAUGCAGGGGGACAGAGAUGACUUGAGAUCGAUAAAAGCUGCAAAGGAUCGCUUCAAGUACGUCCAGAGAGUGUUUGGAAAGGCCAAUGUGGAUCAAAAAAUUAUUGAGGGUAUGGGCCACGGUAUGCCAAGCAGUGAGUCUGGAUGGAGACCAUUGAUGGAGUUCUUUGCUUUGAACCUGGAUAAUCGUUCAGUGACUCUAGAGAGUAUGGCAGACGUGGUUGAACUCAAGGCAUAGAAAUAAUGAUCAUCGAGAAAGAUGCGUCGUGGGUUUGAUGCAUGAUUGUAAAUAAAGUUCGCUAGUCUUGAAGAGCAGGUGGCAGCUACUAGCG
This is a messenger RNA of Lobosporangium transversale, 1197 nucleotides long. Its product is annotated as Alpha/Beta hydrolase protein. Gene Ontology annotation, cellular component: cytoplasm. Bases 27 to 1103 code for a protein of 358 amino acids. Lineage: Eukaryota; Fungi; Mortierellomycota; Mortierellomycetes; Mortierellales; Mortierellaceae. Gene Ontology annotation, biological process: protein depalmitoylation. Gene Ontology annotation, molecular function: palmitoyl-(protein) hydrolase activity; carboxylic ester hydrolase activity. The record is from RefSeq and is a predicted model, not a curated record. The transcript is spliced from 3 exons.